Salvia miltiorrhiza (redroot sage) is the source of this 1257-nucleotide messenger RNA. RefSeq lists its product as uncharacterized. The record is from RefSeq and is a predicted model, not a curated record. Lineage: Eukaryota; Viridiplantae; Streptophyta; Magnoliopsida; Lamiales; Lamiaceae. Gene Ontology annotation, molecular function: RNA-DNA hybrid ribonuclease activity; nucleic acid binding. The transcript has a single exon. The coding region runs from base 1 to 1257 and encodes 418 amino acids.
AUGAUACCUUAUUUCUCUCAGAACAUUUCGGAUUACUUUUUUGAUAAUAAGUGGCACCUCACUUCUAGUUUUGUGCAGUCUUUCCCGUGUAUUGCUCUUGACAUCAUUUCCACCCCCAUUCCUGGGGUUGCCAGCGAUAGAUCCUGGAUACAUUCGGGGUUCGGGGACAUUACUGCUGCUUUGGCCUUUGCUCACAUUCGUCCUCAGUUCCCUAAGGUAGACUGGGGCUCCUGGAUUUGGGCCCCUUUUAUUCCCUCUCGGAGAUCUCUUUUAGUUUGGCGUACUAUUGUUGGCAAGCUUCCUACCUUUGAUAUGAGCCGUCUUCAUGGUAUUCAGGGGCCUAAUCGCUGCCCUUUAUGCUCUGAAGCGGAAGAAUCGUUGGACCACGUUCUGUUGAACUGCUCCUUCUCGACUUCCAUUUGGGCGGAUUUCUUUAGAUGGUUCUCGAUUGACCAACCUUUGCCGUCUGAUGUUGGUAGCUUGGUUCGCUUUUCUAUUCAACAGAAGAACAUCAAGCAAAUUGGUAAUUUAUGGAAAGUUGGGGUGAUCUCUCUUCUCUGGAGUCUCUGGUCUCACCGUAACAACAUCAUUCACAAGGAUUUGGCGCCUUCGCGUCACUUGAUUAUCAAGCAGGUCCGGGUUUUUAUUUGUGAAGCUGCCAACAAUUUCGACCUUGGUCCUAUGGAGAACUCGGUUUCUGAUCUUCUCAUUCUUAAGAAGCUGUCCAUCGCUGGGCAACCUAGGAAACCUAUCUCCUAUAUUUACGUUGCUUGGCACCUUCCUCCGCCGUCUUGGAUCAAAGCUAAUACUGAUGGUUCGGUUAGAGAAGGGAGAAUUCACGCGGGGGGUGUUUUUAGGAAUUCCUCUAAUGACGUUCUGGGUUGUUAUCAUUUCUCGGGCGGGCAUGGGGUAGCGUUUGAAGCUGAGCUUUUAGCAAUUAUUAUUGCUAUCGAAACUGCACAUCGUGCCAAAUGGGAGAGAGUUUGGUUUGAGUCGGAUUCCUCUUACGUUGUACAGCUUCUCCAGUCACUUUCUGGGACGGUCCCUUGGAGAUUCAAGCCUCGGUGGCAGCUUGCUCUCUCCAAACUUCACACUUUCACGUGGCGUAUUUCUCACAUCUUUCGUGAGGGCAACAGAUCGGCGGAUUUUUUGGCUUCUCAGGCUCGCGAGGAAGGUUUUUGGCCUCAUACUAUUGCUGGUUUAAAUGCUUUUGUCAAGGAGGACGUCUCUUUUCCUUAUUUUACUCGUUUUGCUUGA